Molecule: messenger RNA, 900 nt
Organism: Vollenhovia emeryi
Lineage: Eukaryota; Metazoa; Arthropoda; Insecta; Hymenoptera; Formicidae
Gene: mRpL13
Product: 39S ribosomal protein L13, mitochondrial
Exons: 4
Coding region: 294-830 (178 amino acids)
Biological process (GO): translation; negative regulation of translation
Cellular component (GO): mitochondrial large ribosomal subunit; ribosome
Molecular function (GO): structural constituent of ribosome; mRNA binding
Source: RefSeq, a predicted model, not a curated record
ACCGAGAAUCAUUGUAGCGGAGGCUUUAGGUUUCUCUCUACGUGGUUUAUGAACUUGUUCGUCUUGCUUGAAUCUCCAAAAAUUUCUCUACUUAAAAAAAGAGAUAAAUAAACACUGAGCGUUGGAGAAAGAGAGAACAAGAAUUUGAACAAGUAUGUACAUACAUACAAGCGACACAAGCCUAAUAAUGAUUGCGGUGUAGGCCGUUGCAUCUAUAACCUCAAACUGAGUGAGACGUAACUUGCAACAACUGUUUUAUAAAAGUGAAUAAGAGACUCUCAUCAAGAAUUAUCAUGUCACUCGCACGACGAGGACAGCAUUGGGGAACAUUCGCUCGCAUGUGGCAUGUAUACGAUGCAAAAUGGCAAGAUCCUUUCAAGAGUGCUGAAGUGAUAAAACAUUAUCUCAUGGGAAUGUACAAACCAAUAUAUCAUCCAAUGAAUAAUUGCGGCGAUCAUGUGGUAGUGAUAAAUAGUAAGGAGAUCGCCUUACGCGGAGAUGAAUGGCGAAAACGUGUAUACUUUCAUCACAACACAUAUCACGGAGGCGCAACUUGGACUCUCGCGUGGGAAUUACAUAAUAAGGACCCAACUCUGAUUGUGGAGAAAGCCGUAUACAGAGCGUUGCCGAAGAACUUGCAACGGAGGUACACUAUGCAAAGACUGCACAUAUUCCCGGAUGAAAAGAUACCCGAGGAUAUGUUGAAAAAUAUUAGUAAUCAAAUUAAACAGCUGAAGGCCGUCCCCGUUCGACUGGAUCAUAUUCCACAGAAGGAAAUCGAUGAUUUCCCACAACUUUUAAAGUAUCCCGAAAAUUAUAUUCUUAAAUAAGUUUAAUAUCAACGCCAAAUUUAUGCAGUAAUGUAUCCACAAGAUGAUAAUACAACUAAUAAUACUGACG